AUGUGCCUCAUGAGUGGUGGCUGUGUUGCAGAAAAAACUUGUAACGCUAAAUUGUAUGUUGACGAGGUUAAAACUACAAUAUUAAAAGAAGAAACUGAAUACAAUCAUCUCCCUCCUAAAAACGUUCAACGACAAAUUAUAUCAAAUCAAGUUAAAAGAAAAGCUAUAGAAAAGCCGUUAAAAUUAAUUAACAAACAAAUAUUUACUGAAAAAUCAACAAAUGAUCUCAAAAUUGAAGACAUAUCAAAUAUACGACAAAAUUUAUAUAGAGCAAGAAGAAAAUCUAUACUAAAAUUACCCAAGAAUUUGCGAGAAACUCAGGAAAUAAUAAUGUCCACAACAACACUUACAAAUAGAAAUGAAGAAUAUUUAUUAAUAAAUGAUUUUGAAAAUAAUAUAACAGCGUUUUCAACGGUAACUAAUUUAAAGUUCAUCUGUUGUCAAGAAAAAAUAUUUAUGGAUGGGACCUUUUCUUACUGUCCGAAAUAUUUUUACCAAUUAUUUACGAUUCACACAGUAAAUAAUGGACAUUAUAUUCCAUUAAUUUUUUUUCUUUUACCGAGUAAAGAAUCUAUUGUCUAUGAAAGAGCUCUAAAGGCUUUAAUUGAUAUUUGUGAAUCAAAAUUAUCAAUUAAAUUCAAUCCAAAAGUAUGUGUUGUAGAUUUUGAGAAAAGUUUACAUAAUGCUAUAAUUACUGUUUGGCCUACUAUAAUUUUACACGGCUGUCGUUUUCAUUUAUCUCAAGCAUGGUGGAGAAAAAUUCAAAAUUUAGGCUUAACUAGUGAGUAUAAGAAUGAUUUAAGUGAAAUUGGACAAUGGUUAAGGUGGAUAUUUGGUCUAUCACUACUUGAACCAGAAAAUGUUGGAAAUCUCUUUGCAAACGAUUUUAUGAGUAUAAAAUCUACGGAUGAACGGGUAACUCAAUUUAGUGAUUAUCUUAUUAAUAUGUAUAUUGACGAAGACGCAACUUUUCCACCAUUUAUGUGGGCGUCGUGCAGUAUAUCAAGUGAAAGAACUACAAAUGCCUGCGAGUCGUUUCAUUCAGCAUUCGGAAAAUACUUUUACUCAGCACACCCAAAUAUUUUUGUAUUUUUGGAAGUUUUGAAACUUAUACAAGCUACCUAG
Molecule: messenger RNA, 1125 nt
Organism: Myzus persicae (green peach aphid)
Lineage: Eukaryota; Metazoa; Arthropoda; Insecta; Hemiptera; Aphididae
Exons: 3
Coding region: 1-1125 (374 amino acids)
Source: RefSeq, a predicted model, not a curated record